Stylonychia lemnae is the source of this 1173-nucleotide messenger RNA. The record is from the annotation of a GenBank genome assembly. NCBI's taxonomy places the organism in Eukaryota, Ciliophora, Spirotrichea, Sporadotrichida, Oxytrichidae.
AUGGAUUAAUAAAGAUAUUCGCUUGAACAAUAUUUUGAGGAGCUAAGUGACAAAUAAAACACAUUAUUGCCUCGUCCUGAUGCCUAUGGCACUUUGAAAUUGCAAGAAAAGAUAAAUAUAUUCACAGAAUUUGAGCCAGUUAAAGCUAUCGUUCUUGGUUGUAUGAGUGAUACUUCAAGGUUGCCCUCUAAUGAACCACUUUUAGUGGCUAAUAAAGAUUAAGAUUUGAAAGCAUGCCAAUAAUAUCCAGCUAAGAUAUGUGCAAGAGCUAGAGAGAUAGCAAAUGAAGUGGCCAGAAAACUGGUGGAAAGGGGUAUCGAAGUAAGGGCUUUGGGUUCUAAAUGGUAUAAGUCUUGGGUCGAAGGAUAUUCAAUUGAUAAGCCUCUUUGGGAUGCUGCAAAUUUAAUUCGAGUUGGUCUCGAUAUUAUUUUUCUAAUCUCCUUGGGUGGAACUGAAAGUGGCUAUUAAAAUUUCAAAAAUUUUAUGUUGCAAAGGUAUAAUGGAUUGGUAAGAGUUCACCCAACAAGAGUCUAUUAAGGCUUCCAUAUUGAUACUACUUUUACUACGAUUGGCUACAGCAAAAUUUUGAAGAAAUAUAUACUGCUUGCAAACUCUGAUAGAACCAAUCCUACUAACAUUCCAGCAAUAUUCAGAGGGAAAAACUGGGUGGUUUUGAAUUCGCCAGCUAUGAUAGAUAUGGGGUAUGAGCCUGGAUUUUAGAUUGCAACUCCUUCACUGGGAUAAAACAUACUAGUACUAAAUCCCAAUCUUGUUUUAAUUGACGAGUACUAAAAACCUCUUAUUGAGGUUCUACAGUUCUAUGGAAUUGAAUCGCUGACUGUUAAGCAUGAGAUAGGAAGAUCUGUUGCUGGUGGCUUUCAUUGUAUGGCUAAUGAUUAUUCGAGAGAGGAAACAAUUGAUUUUGAGAAAAUUCUAGGUACUCCUAUUGAUCAGCUCUCAGCUGAAGAAAAAGCUGGGUAUUUUGACCCAGUGCUCCUUAAUUUUCUUUAAAGUAAUGGUGAUAUUGAACAUUGGGAAGAAAUAGCCAACUAAAAUGCCAUUUUUCCCGAAUACUUGACUGAACAUCUCUCUUUUGAAGAAAAAGAAGUACUAGCAAGAGAUCAUAGAGAAUAGAUUGAAUCAGCCAAAAUUGGUGUAAAAUAAUUUAAUUGA